AUGAAGUUUGGUGGAUCCUCGGUGGCGACGGCGGAGAGAAUGAGGGAAGUGGCGGAUUUGAUUUUGGCGUUUCCGGAAGAGAGUCCGGUCAUUGUUCUUUCCGCUAUUGGGAAGACAACCAACAAUCUAUUGCUUGCGGGGGAGAAGGCUGUGAGUUGUGGUGUUUCUAAUGCAUCUGAGAUUGAGGAGUUGAGCAUUAUAAAGGAAUUGCAUCUCAGGACAGUGAAAGAGCUCAAUAUCGACUCCUCUGUUGUUACAUGUAAGAAUGGUUUUUGUUUGUUCAUGUAA
Molecule: messenger RNA, 288 nt
Organism: Eruca vesicaria subsp. sativa (arugula)
Lineage: Eukaryota; Viridiplantae; Streptophyta; Magnoliopsida; Brassicales; Brassicaceae
Source: the annotation of a GenBank genome assembly